AUGAACCGUUUCUUCCUUCUCGCUAUUGCCCUCUUCCAAGUCUUGAGCUUGUCUACUGCUUUCGCCCCUGCUACACAAGCUUCUGUGUUUUCCAGAACGGCUAUCUUCGCUGAGGAAGAUCCAGCUACACCAUCUGUCGAGCGAGGUGUUUCUGUUGACCAAGAUGGAAAGUCCAAUGUCUGGGCUAUCGAACCAAAAAUGGAAGUUGCCUCAAAGAGCAGUGAAGAGAAGACUGCAUCUGCUUUGAUUGCUGGAGGAGGCCUUGCCGUCUUCGCUGUUAUUGCCGGAGUCGUACUUACCAACCUUCCCGAUCCUAACCAAUUCUAA
Molecule: messenger RNA, 327 nt
Organism: Cylindrotheca closterium
Lineage: Eukaryota; Bacillariophyta; Bacillariophyceae; Bacillariales; Bacillariaceae
Source: the annotation of a GenBank genome assembly